Molecule: messenger RNA, 1942 nt
Organism: Trichogramma pretiosum
Lineage: Eukaryota; Metazoa; Arthropoda; Insecta; Hymenoptera; Trichogrammatidae
Product: putative inorganic phosphate cotransporter
Exons: 3
Coding region: 324-1919 (531 amino acids)
Biological process (GO): transmembrane transport; monoatomic anion transport
Molecular function (GO): transmembrane transporter activity
Source: RefSeq, a predicted model, not a curated record
UUGAAUCUUUAUAAACACUCGAGCGCACGACCAUAGCAUCAACUCAUUAUAAUCGGAUCGUAUCUACAUACAUCCACGCAUUGUAUAGCGUCAAUCAUAAUAUCCAUGCCAGAUGACAAAAAAACUGCACAAAAGCAUUACAAAAAGAGCGAGGUUCGUUUGAAAUUCGUAAAAUCCUUAUCAUUUUCCUCUCGAGCUUAUCUCGAUCGUAUAGAUUAAUAAUGUGCGAUUUUACAAGAUUUUGUAGACAUUGACGAUGUAGUUUCAGUUGCACGCACGUCGCGACAGAUUACACAAACUUCAACAAUAAUAUACAUGUUAUAAUGCAUCGAUCGUCGUGGACAGAUCUUCGCCUCUCAGAUCUGAGGAUAACGCAGCGAUGGGUGUUCGCGAUCCUGUCGUUCAUCGGUAUAUGCCUGGGCUACUCGCUUCGAGCCAUACUGUCCAUCACCAUCACCCGAAUGGUACCGGAGCGCAACAAAGACGCGACGAGAGCAGCUGCCGUGUCGAAUUACACGACGAUCGAUGCAGCGGCCGAGACAAUGGGCAGCGGUCUUAACAGCACGAUGGAGACCGCCUCGAUCGAUCUCUCCAACGGCGCCACAUACGAUUGGGACGAAUUCACGCAGGGCAUAAUCUUAUCUUCGUUCUACUGGGGCUACGUGUCGACGCAGUUCAUUUACGGCAUACUGGCCGAGCGUCUGGGCGGGAAAAUGUUCCUCGGACUGGGCGUGCUGGUACCGUCGCUACUGACCAUCCUGACGCCGACGGCGGUGGCGUACGGCGGCGCCAAGGCCCUCAUCGGCGUGCGCGUCCUCAUGGGCAUGUCGAACAGCGCCAUGUACCCGUCGGUGAGCGCGAUGAUACCCGCCUGGACGACCAAGGCCGAUCGGACGCGCUUCGCCGGCUUCAUAUUCGCCGCGCUGAUCCCGGGCCUGAUCGUGGGCACCGUGUUCCCGCCGCUGAUCAUCGAGCACCUCGGCCGGGGCUGGCCCUGGGUCUUCUACAUCUUCGGCGCGGCCGGGGCCGUCUGGUUCCCCGUCUGGCUGAUAUUCUGCUACAACAAGCCGAGCGAGCAUCCGUUCAUCAGCGAGACCGAGAGGCUGUAUCUGCGCCAGGACUACCUCGACGCCGACGGCCACGAAAAGUCGUCCGAGACUACGCGGCCGAAGAUGCCGACGGCGCCCUUCCGCUACUUCCUCCUGUCCAAGGAGUUCUGGGCGUUCGUGAUCAGCUACGCGGGCCACAGCUGGGUCUUCUUCACGAUGGUGAGCGGCCUGCCCAAGUACAUGAACGACGUGGUGGGGGUGAGCAUCGAGAGCAACGGCUACUGGACGGCCGUCUCCUACCUGUGCAUGUGGCUCUGCACCCUGGCGAGCUCCUGGAUCAACGACCAGCUGGUGGGCCGCGGCAUCAUGACGCGCACCAACAGCAUCCGCGCGCUCGGCUUCGUCUCGCUGACGGUGCCCUCGUUCUGCAUACUGGGCGCCUCCUGGGCCGGCAACAACACCACCCUCAUCGUCGGCCUCUUCGUCCUCGGCAUCACCAUGAUGGGCACGGCCUAUCCGACCAUCAUGAUCAACAUCAUGGACCUGAGCCCGAAUUACGCGGGCUCGCUCAUGGCCAUCGGCAACGGACUGGUCGGCCUCACGGGCGUCUUCACGCCCUACGUUUUUGGCCUCCUGACGCCCUAUCGCACGGCCGCCGAGUGGAGGCUCGUCUUCUGGAUCUGCCUGGCCGUGGCGACUCUCAGCAACGUCUACUUUCUCAUAUUCAUCAGUGGCGAGGUGCAGAAGUGGAACGAUCCCGACUACCUCACAAGGAAAAAGAACGAGAGAAACAAGCAGCGGAUCGAUUCUUCUUUCUACAAAACCAUUCAUUCUAGUAUUAACUUUUUAACUUGUAAGAAGCAUCAUUAGUUAUUUCAUCAUUUUCAUUCACG